GGGAGGGAAGAUACAAGUCCAUUCUGUAUCCAAAUAAUGUCUGUGCUUCAUCAUGGGCGAGCGAGUGCAAAAUUGGGCACCAUAUCAACAUUACCCAAUUCAUUCAUGUAUGUGCAUUUCUACGCAUCAACUAUGGGAUGACUCCACAGAAAAAUAUUAUUUUUAGUUUUAUUUUCAUACUGUAUAUAUCUAAUUAUUAAAUAUUUAACUAAAGUAGUAGGAGGAAACAAGAAUCACAAGCUUUCUUGCACUAUUUAUAGAACCACAAGCUGAGCUUUUCCACCAUGCAUGCAUGGCUUCUAAAUCAUCUCCCAACCAUUCAUAACUCGGCACUCUAAAUUUAACCCGCCCGCAGCACAACCACAAAAGCUUCUUAUAAAUACGGACCGUCUCCCCCGUUACCAAAUCACCUCCACAUUCACCACCUCCUCUCCUCCACCACUAUCCAAUAACCCCCGGCCGCCGUCGCCGCCACAGCAGCCGGGGGCAGCCAUGGGCGCCUGCGCAACCAAGCCCAAGACGCUUGAGGGCAAGGCCCCCGCCGAGGCCAAGGUUGCUCCCGAGACCACCGUCCCCACCGAGGAGGUUGCGGCGCCUGAUGAACAGGUAGUCGAGAAGGUGGAGGAGGAGGCCAAGGAGGAGCCGGCGGCGCCCGCAGAGCUGCCUGCCCCCGCCGAGCCCGAUCAGCAGAAGGCUGAGGCAGUUCCGGAGGCGAUCGCCGAGCCCGAGCAUGAGGAAGAGGAGCUAGUCUUGGAGAAGACGAUCGUCGAGGAGGAGAAGCCUGCUUCAGCCCCUGCCCCUGUGGAGGAGAAGGCCGCCACUGUCGCCGAGGUGGCGGAGGAGCCCACGGAGGUGAAGACGAAGGACGCCGAGGAGGAGGAGAAGGAGAAGCCGGCGCAGAGCUGAUCGAUCGACGACCGCGUCCAUGUCGACUGGCUCCUGCCUGUGAUCAAUGUGCAUGCCGUGAGCGUGCGCCUUGAAAUCUCUAGAGUUGGCUCAUCAUAUGUAUAGCUCGGGAGAGGGAUCCGAUCCACUCUGUAACAACCUUUGAUGUCUCCCAGUUUUUUCCUCCACGGCGUUCUGAUAAACGACAUUAUUGGGCUUAUCGAACAUCUUGGUCUCUAA
Molecule: messenger RNA, 1125 nt
Organism: Panicum virgatum (switchgrass)
Lineage: Eukaryota; Viridiplantae; Streptophyta; Magnoliopsida; Poales; Poaceae
Product: major latex allergen Hev b 5-like
Exons: 2
Coding region: 493-906 (137 amino acids)
Source: RefSeq, a predicted model, not a curated record